Messenger RNA from Physella acuta, 1463 nucleotides. Its product is annotated as histone PARylation factor 1. Gene Ontology annotation, cellular component: nucleus. The record is from RefSeq and is a predicted model, not a curated record. Gene Ontology annotation, molecular function: histone binding; poly-ADP-D-ribose binding. NCBI's taxonomy places the organism in Eukaryota, Metazoa, Mollusca, Gastropoda, Physidae. Gene Ontology annotation, biological process: DNA damage response; regulation of protein ADP-ribosylation.
GAAAUGGCGGCUGUUGUGAAGAAAAAUAAAGGAGGUUCGAAACCAGUCUGCAAAUAUGGAAGUAAAUGUUAUCGCAAGAAUCCACAACACUUACAAAAUUAUCAACACCCCGAGAAUGACGACGAGGAUAAUGAUGCAGAUAAAGAAUCUAAAAAGGUGAAGAAUCAAAAAGUCAAUCAGAAUAGUGCUGAUCAGAAGCCCAAAAGAACAUUAGAUGACUUUUUUGGGCAGCCAAAAAAUAAACAUGAUAUCUCAGAUUCAGAUGAUGAGACCAAAAGUCCUCCGAAGAAAAAAAUCAUGCAAGAUGAGGCUGCAUCAUGCUUAGCUGGUGAUACAUCAAACACUAAAGAAGGAGUGGAAUCAGAUGACAAAUCAAGCACUGAAGGCGUGGAAUCAAACAUUGAAGAUGAGAUGAGUUCUCCCCCUGCUUCCCCGCAAGAUGUAAAAGACAACAUCAAAAACAAAUUUCUGGUAGAAAUGCCAGAAGACUUCUAUCUUUUCUGGGAGUUUUGCAAGUCAUCGCAUCCUUCCAACCCUUCUGAUGCUCUCCUCUCUGACCUUAACCUUCGCUUGGUAGGACCUUUUGAUAUACUGUCAGAACGACACAAAGGAGUUACAAAAAAUAAGCAUAAGAGGCGACCCAAUUUUUUGCUGCAUUAUCGUUAUUUCUAUGAUCCACCAGAGUUUCAAUCAGUGAUCACAUCCCAGGAGCCAUCUUUGUUCCACCUCGGCUAUUACAGAGAUGAUCCAAAAGAUCCUCCUGUUUUUGUGGCCAGCAAUGCUCCAGGGGAGAGCAGCAAGGAAAAAAUCUCUCCUUGUGGUGAAAACAUUUUUGCUGCUGUGCAUAUUUACGCGUCAAAGUUGGUCAAGGGCAAAUCGGGAAAGAAGAAAAGUUCCCUUGAGAAGCUCAUCAAAGGUUUAGAGAAAGAGGCCUUAAAGCAUAGUCUGCCCCUUGCACCCACCACUAAAAAGUUGAAAGACAGACAGAAGAAGGUUGUGUGCCCUACCUUCCAUGGUGCUGGGAUCGUCGUGCCAGUUGAUGACAAUGAUGUUGGUUACAGGCCUGUCCCUGAGACACCAGCUGCCCUGCGAGCGAUGUUUAAGAGAAUAACAGAAGGUAAAACAGAGACAGAGCGUGAGAAAAGUUCAGAGGAACUGCAAGAACUGAUCACUUUCAUUCAGUUUGCCAACGAUGAAUGUGACUAUGGAGAGGGUUUAGAGCUGGGCUUGGAUUUGUUUAGUUUUGGCAGUAAAGAUUUUCACCCCCAGAUAGGACUUUUACUUCCUCUGGCGUACCAGUUGCUGAACAGAUCAGAGUUUGCCAAGAUUAUUGAGGCCCAUUUGAAGUGUAGAAAAACUUUAGCUGAAUGUGUGGACGAACUAGCCCAGUGAACUUUUUUGUUGGGGAAGUUUUAAAAACAGUUGCAAUAUUUGGCCUGGUAGACAAAUUUUUAUCUGGCUCA